This is a messenger RNA of Solanum pennellii, 2573 nucleotides long. RefSeq lists its product as uncharacterized. Bases 480 to 2273 code for a protein of 597 amino acids. The record is from RefSeq and is a predicted model, not a curated record. The transcript has 4 exons. Lineage: Eukaryota; Viridiplantae; Streptophyta; Magnoliopsida; Solanales; Solanaceae.
CAUACCUCAACGUACCAAAACUCACAAUUUUUUUUUAAAAUUCAUUUAUGGGACCCAAACCCUUUCGUCUUUCUCUAGUUUACCGUUAGCCCUCAAACCCUUUCUUCUUCUUCUUCACCUUAUCAACUGAACCAUACAGAAAAAAAUCACUCUGAAAUGGUCAAUUUCUUCUUUGUUUUUAAGAGCUUUUGUUGACUUACUCCACUCAGCUUUCUUGAUUUGUUUAAAAUUCUGAAAAAAAGAUCUUAUUUUUCUGUAAUUUCUUAAUUUUCAAGAAGUGGGGUUGUUGAGGAAUUUCAGGUUUGAAUCCUGACUCAAUCUACUCAGCUUUCUGGAUUUGUUAUUUUCUUGAAAAUUCUGAAAAAAAAGGUGUUAUCUUUUUAUAAUUUCUGAAAUUUCAAGAUUUGGGGUUGUUGAGGAAUUUCAAGUUUUAAUCUUGACUCAAUUUAAUAUCUGAAGAAGGUCUUAAUUUCAAGAUUAUGGCAGCAUUAGCACCUGGGAUUUUGUUGAAGUUAUUAAAUGGGAUGAAAUCAGGGGUGAAACCUACAAGUGAACAUAGGAGUUCACUUUUGCAGGUUACUGAUAUUGUUCCUGCAGAUCUUGAUGAGAAGAAUUUAUGGCCAAAGCAUGGAUUUUUCAUCAAGGUAUCGGAUUCUUCGCAUUCCAUUUAUGUAAGUCUUCCAGAUGAGCAAGAUGAUUUGGUUUUAAGUAAUAAAAUGCAGCUAGGACAGUUCAUUUAUGUAGAUAGAUUAGAGCCCGGUUCGCCUGUUCCUGUUGUUAAAGGUGCUAAGCCUCUUCCUGGGAGGCACCCUCUUGUGGGAACUCCAGAACCAUUAAUGGGGUUGAGAGAAAAAGGCGAGAAAGUUGAACGAAAAUUCAAUCAAAGUCAGUCAGCUCCUAGAAGGGGUUCUUGGGGAACAGGCCAAAAUGGGGUUGAAGCUGUUGCUUCAUCUCCUCAAGUUUUGAAGCCAGUUCCUAUUGAUUUCGAUCAAUGUACACCGAUAAAAGAGAGGUCUAGUGCUGUCAAAUUUGCGCGAAUUAUUCCUAUGUCACCUCUUAUUCGGGGAAAAUUCUCCAAAGAUGGAGGAGCUAGUGGUGGGAUGGUAAGGUCAUCAGCCGGUGGCGCGUUGUUGUCUAAAUUGAUGGAAGCUAAAGGGGAAAGUCCUUCUAUGGUGAGAAAAAGUUGUGCUACCCCUAGCAUGAUGAAAUUUCCAAGGAGCAAAAGUGUAACAGAUCGCGAUCGAGAACAAAGAAUUGUCAAUUCACCUUUAAACUCAGCUACACAGGAGAAGAAAAGUUCAACCCCACCACCUAGUUUACGGAGUGCACGAAUGGCAGCUUCACCAACAGUAGGCAGAGACUCUCAAAGACUUCCCAAUUCGAAAAAAUCGUCUCUAGAACAACAACAAUCCCAGCCUAUUGAUUCUCUACCUCAUGACAACACCAGUCUGACUUGCAAUCUGCCUGGAAAACUUAGUAUGUUGGGAAAGGAAGCUGUACAACAAAGGGAAAAUGCACAGAGAAUUGCUCUUCAAGCACUAAGGGAUGCAUCAGCUACAGAAAAUCUCGUGCGGUCUCUAAAGGUGUUUUCGAACUUGAGUAGAGCUGCGAAACCUGAUGCACCAACAGCCUGUUUUGAUCAAUUUAUUGAGUUUCAUGAACAACUUGUGCAAGCUGUGGCAGAAAUGGUAUCCAUUCAAUCAGCAACAGCUUCAAGCGAAACGUCACAAACUCCAAAAGCUGAACAAGAGAAUGGCGUUGCCCCUAUUCUACACGAAAUAGUGCAGAAUUCAUUGGAAGAAUCACGAGACAGUGAAUCAAAUGCAUCGAAGAGGAGAGCUGCACUUUACAAAUCCAUUGCAGUCUUUCCUGAAAGGAGUGAUCAAAAGUCAAUUCUUGGAAAGCAUUUGAGAUCAACAUCAAAGGCAAUAAAAGGAGUAUUAAACACUAGCAUAAAUGAGAACGACGAGAACAAGAAGCCUGCUUCUACUUCGAUAAGCAGCAGCAUUUCCAAUACAAUCAAAUUGGGAAAACAGAUUGAGAGUGAAUCAGGAAGUUGGUUUAUGGAUUUUCUUGAAAAGGCACUGGAGAAAGGGCUGAAAAAGGCUAAAGGAAAAGUAGCAUCAGACUCUUCAAGCAAAGUCCCUCAAUCACUCUUGCUUAAAGUGAUCAAUUGGGUAGAGGUGGAACAGUUUGAUUCGAAUAAACGUGCUAUUCAUCCUAAAGCAGGACAAAUUGCUAGAAAGUUGAGGAUCAAGGUCAAGAAUCCCUGAGAAAAGCAGUAUUCCUUCUGUUUAAGAUACUCAGAUUUAUUGUAUUUGUAUCAAUCAUUCUUUGAUAAGUUUGUGGAGACUCAUGUUUUAUUUACCCCUUUCUGUCAUCUGGUAUGAUUACAAGUUAAUUUGUUUACUUGCUUAUUCACAUAAGUUAUUGCUAUAGAAGAAGGUUUUCUGUAACAUGGAGAAUCCUAAGUGUCCUUUUAAUCGAGGGUCUACUGGAAACCGCCUCUGUACACCAGACCCUCCAAGUGGGACUACACAAUCUUAGCUAAUAAUCACCAAUGUAUUUACUUC